AUGGGACAGAGCCAGGGCAAAGGGCUGUACUCCCAAGUUGGGGCUCCAAUGGACGACGAAAUUGACCAGCCAGCUUCAUUCGUCCAAGCAGUCAAGACACAGGGUCAGCAGCAAGUUUUAAGAGCAAAAGCUGCUCUGGGCCAUGACCUGGAUAUUCCUUCAAAUAGCAACGAAAUCGACGGCAAUACUUUUGUAUUCGGCACUGACGGUGGCGAUUCCUCCCAUCGAGUAGUCCACGAUUCCGAUUUGGAAGUGAAACGAUCGCUGAAAGACGAACUGGCGUGGAGAAUAUUCGUUGAGCAAGAAGCCUCAAAAGAGCGCAAGUUGAUUUUGAUUCGAAUGAGCUUUGAUCGGUGGCACUUACCUGAUCAAUUCUCUCAAGCAGGAUUUCGAUCGGGUGAUAUUCUUGAGUACGUUGUUCACGGCGAAUUAAAAUGGGCAAUUUGGAAUCGCGAAGAAAUUCUUUUCUGGCAAAAUGGAAUAAUCGAAAAACGCCCUCAUAGAACAUUUCCUCACUCUUGCCGGAAACUACCGAUCAUUAUUCCGCCUAAUGAAGAUGGGCUUUCCCCUACUGAUAUUUAUAUAAAUGCAACAAAUGAAAACUCUGGGCUUGAUUUUUCAAACAGUCAAGCCUGGGCGGCUUGGUGUGUCACGAAAAAUUCGAAUUUCUCUGCAAUUUCUUCUCAACAAAAUUAUUACCUAGAGCUACCAGAUUUGGGAAUUUCGGAGCGUUUCUCAUCACUCGAUUCUUUGAUGUGCAAAAAAGUCGAGUACGAAACGAUGGGAUUCGACCAAGUUCAGAAACAUUUUGGUGUGAAGCAAAAUCUACGUGGCAUUGUUCGUUGCGUCCAGUAA
Messenger RNA from Oikopleura dioica, 855 nucleotides. Lineage: Eukaryota; Metazoa; Chordata; Appendicularia; Copelata; Oikopleuridae. The record is from the annotation of a GenBank genome assembly.